AUGUCGAUCCUGACGCUUCCAAAUGAACUGCUUCUACUUAUCAUGGAACAAUUGGAGACGGAAAAAGAAAUCUUUGCCUUACUUCAAGUGAAUCGUCGUUUGUAUGAAAUUUCGAUGCCACUCCUUUAUCAACAUAAUGUCCAAUAUUUAGCAGGUUCUGCUUUACAUCGGUGCGCAGCAUCUGGUCAGCAAAUUGGUAUACAGCGUCUUCUUGAAUUUCACGCGGACCCAAAUACGAUCGAUGAAGAUGGGAUCCAGCCUCUUGCCCUGGCUAUAAAUGGAGGCCAUCGAGAUAUAAUCAGCCUGCUUAUUGAAAAUGGAGCGAGCCUACAAAUGGAGGAUUUCCUCCCUAUUCAUCACGCCGUAUCUCUAGACAAUCACGUUGUGGUCCAAAUGCUACUUGAGUACGGAGGCGAUAUCAACGCCGCAGACCAAUUCGGAUGCACAGCCUUGUAUCAGGCUGUGGAAUAUGGUCACCAGGAUAUAGCGGAACUAUUACUCUAUCAUGGAGCAGAUGUGGAUAUGACCGGUCUUGAUACCGAAGAGACUCGUUCCUUUCGCGUCAGUCCAUUACAUGCAGCUGCGGAUGUCGGCAACAAGAAUAUGUCAUUCUUUGAUCUGCUUUUCAAAUACGGGGCAGAUCCAAACCCCGUCGACGACGAGGGCAAGACACCCUUACAUUGGACAGCAAACCGGGACUCUGUUGCCAAGGCAAGAGUGCUUCUUGAAAAUGGCGCAGAUGUGAACGCGAGAGCGCUCAACGGAGAGACACCAUUAGACACUGCAAUUUCAAAAGGGAACAAUGCUGUGAAGCAGCUACUUCUUAGCCAUGGGGCGGAUAUGGAAGAUCCGAAUAAAGAGUAG
This is a messenger RNA of Penicillium riverlandense, 864 nucleotides long. Its product is annotated as ankyrin repeat domain-containing protein. Gene Ontology annotation, cellular component: ciliary inversin compartment. Lineage: Eukaryota; Fungi; Ascomycota; Eurotiomycetes; Eurotiales; Aspergillaceae. The transcript has a single exon. Gene Ontology annotation, biological process: protein localization to ciliary inversin compartment. The coding region runs from base 1 to 864 and encodes 287 amino acids. Gene Ontology annotation, molecular function: protein binding. The record is from RefSeq and is a predicted model, not a curated record.